AUGACUUCUUCAGCGACUUUUGGCGAUGGGAACAAAGGCUUUGAGGCUGGCAACAUCUACGGCUCAGUGACGCACGUAUCCCACGCGUCCAACACUGGCACAGAGCGACGCGAAGAUGCACCGCAGCCGUCGAUUGUAAUACCAUUCGCCCGCGACAAGCAGUUUAUCGACCGAGGCACGUUGCUCGACGAAAUCCAUGAGCGAUGCGGGCUGCCAAAUGCGCGGAUUGCGCUCGUCGGGCUGGGCGGGGUAGGCAAGUCGCAGCUGGCUAUAGAGCACGCCUGGCGCACGCGUGAAACGUCGUCAACCACAUGGGUUUUUUGGGCCCACGCCAGCAGCGCUGCCCGCCUCGAGCGUAGCUUCCAUGAUAUCGCCGACCGCGUCAAGGCCGCAGGACGGGAGAAUACAGAAACCAAUAUCUUCAAACUAGUACACGACUGGCUUGCAGACUGUAAGGAGCGGUGGCUGCUUGUGCUGGACAACGUAGAUGACGCCAGGUUCCUGCUUGACGCUGAGAACGCAAGCUCCAAGACGGCAACCCGACCGCUGCGGGACUACCUUCCCCACUGCGAGCAAGGCAGAAUCCUUGUCACGACGCGGAACGAAGAAGCUGCGCUGAGCCUAGUAGAGCAGCAAGACAUUAUGAGAGUAGAGCCAAUGAGUGAAGCGCAAUCCCUGGCGCUACUUCGAAAGAAGCUGGGGGCGCAAGCACACAAUGCGAAUACUAAAGAGUGUGCCGAACUUGUGACAUUACUCGAGCAUAUGCCACUCGCCAUCGCGCAGGCUGCUGCAUACAUCUCGCAGAGAGCGCCGCUUUGCUCCGUAACACAAUAUCUGGCCGAAUUCAAGAAAAGCGAGCGAAAGCAGUCAAGCCUUCUUAAGUACGAUAAAGGCCAGCUUCGGCGCGAUGCAGAGGCAAAGAACUCAAUCAUUACAACUUGGCAGAUUUCUUUUGAGCACAUACAGCAGAUGCGACCGUCAGCAGCAGAGAGGCUUUCGCUCAUGAGCUUUUUUGACCGACAGGGGAUCCCCCCGAGUGUUCUACGGGUGCUAGUCUUGCAUGAUGAGCAUGAGAUCAGUCAAGAUGGCGAUGACCUCAAUGCAGAGUACCCUAAAGAGAAGGACGAGUUGCAGCCUGUGUGCACAAAUGAUGAAAUCCGGAAUGACCGCACCACGAACCCCGAUAUCGACAUCAAGGACGACAUCGAGAAGAGUUUGAGUGAUUCGCAACACAAACUUGCCAGUAAUCCCGCAGACGACGACGAAGACGAUGCUUUUCAGGAAGAUAUUACAACGCUGCGCAGCUUCUGCUUCAUCUCCGUCAAUACCGAUGGAACAGGCUUUGAGAUGCACGCGCUUGUACAACUUGCCACUCGCACCUGGUUGGCCGCAAACAGGAAGCUAGAGCGUUGGAGAGAGCAGUUCAUCUGCAAUCUUGACGCAGUAUUUCCAACAGGAGAGUAUGAGAAUUGGACUGUGUGCGGUCCGCUCUUUGCGCACGUCAAGGUGGCUGCAAAGCAACAGCCAGAGGGUGAUCCGCUGCUGUUGAAGUGGGCUGCGCUGCUAUAUCGCGCCGCGUGGUACGCAUGGCGGAGAAGCAAUGCAACUGAGACUAAGCUGCUUGCGGAGCAGUCGCUGGAGAUACGGAAGAGGCUGUUUGGAGAGGUGCAUAAGAAGACGUGGUCGGCCAUGGCGAUGGUAGCACAUGCGCAUUCACUCAUAGGGCAAUGGGACAAGGCGCAGAAGCUGGAAGAAGAGGUAUUAGACAAGCGCAGGAUAAAGCUAGGAGACAACCAUCUAGAUACGCUGAUAAGCAUGGGCAACCUAGCAUCAACGUACUCCAAACAAGGACGAUGGGAUAAGGCAGAAGAGCUACAGUUGCAAGUACUAGAGAAGCAUAGGAUAGAGCUAGGAGACAACUAUGUAGAUACGCUGAUAAGCAUGGGCAACCUGGCGUCAACGUACUCUAAACAAGGACAAUAG
Ascochyta rabiei is the source of this 1983-nucleotide messenger RNA. RefSeq lists its product as uncharacterized. Lineage: Eukaryota; Fungi; Ascomycota; Dothideomycetes; Pleosporales; Didymellaceae. Bases 1 to 1983 code for a protein of 660 amino acids. The transcript is spliced from 3 exons. The record is from RefSeq and is a predicted model, not a curated record. Gene Ontology annotation, molecular function: ADP binding; protein binding.